Messenger RNA from Engraulis encrasicolus (European anchovy), 2030 nucleotides. RefSeq lists its product as uncharacterized. The transcript has a single exon. Bases 595 to 1560 code for a protein of 321 amino acids. Lineage: Eukaryota; Metazoa; Chordata; Actinopteri; Clupeiformes; Engraulidae. The record is from RefSeq and is a predicted model, not a curated record.
CUGGUGCCGUUUGUGGGAAACUACCUUGACUUGGUAAACCAUAGGCAAACAGUGACAAGCAUUAACAGUGAAGUGCUACAUGCAGGGCCGCUGACAGCCUUGGCCUGGCCCUGAACGGGCCCCCUUAUCCAAUACAUACAAUGUAGUGAGGACCCAAUUCUAGGCCCCCUCUCCACCUGGGCCCGGGACAGCUGACCCCUUUGUCCACCCCCUGUCUGCUUCCCUGACAACAUUUGAUGUCCUUUUGCUCAGCAAAACUCAACAGACAGAACUUAAGUUUCAACUAUCCUUAUAAGAUUCUUACACUAGAUAAGUGAUUAUGUGGCUAGUUUUUGAAACCCUCUUGAUGUAUUGCAGAUUGAAGGAAUUAUUAGAAAUCAGUGUGUGUAGUGUUAAUGUCAGAUUAGGUGAUGGUACCUUUGCCACCAAGGAGCAGACACAGACCUUAGUCUCAGUAUCUUUUUUUUUUUACAGUUGAAUGUUAAACACACCGUCCAAAUAUUGACACAAGCCAGAUCAGAGUCCUUCCUUUUCCCCUGAUCUAGUUCUGUAACUCGAACCAAGCACAGCACAGCACAGCCAGAGUUUCCAACAAUGUGGUUCCAGCAAGAAGGAUUAAUCAUGGGAAGCAAUGCAUGUGCUCCUUCUGGAGAGACAAUGCAAAAUAUCUUGUCCAUGGCCCAGAUUGGGGGCAUUAUGCCGGACGUCGCCCUUGACAGGACCCUUGCCGGCUACCUUUCCCUGAACUCUGGAACGGCGCUGACAAGCCACUAUGAAGCAAUUCAGGAGCGUCUGUCUAAGGACCAACUGGCUUUCUUCAACCAGAACCUGACUUCAACAUUCGGUGGCAACAAAGUGACACUUGGGAGAACAGGAGUGGUGGCACUGGCCUUGUCCCUGUUCCUGGACAUUGUGGCCAACGACAUCAUGGGUCUACCCACCCCAGAUCCCAUGCAGAGAUUUUUAGGAGUGACACACUCCUCCAUUGGGAAUAUAAUAGGCGACUAUCUAAGAAAGGUGCCUGAAGUUGUCAACAACAGCGAUGGGAUGGCAGACAUCACAGACCUCUGUGAUCUGGAGCUGAAGUUUGAACUCAUUGACCUCUUCGAAAGGAUGACUCUUCACGGUCAGUUAAACUCCCGUAACCUCAAACUAUGGCUAAAUGGGGCAGCCAUCCACCUGCACGUCAGGAUCCAUGGGAUCCGUCUAGGUUCUGUCCCGCAGGGUUCGGCCGAGUCACUGCGCCUGUCCUACAGCACCGCGUUCCCGAGUCUGGUGCGGAGGUACACAGGGUACCUGCGGCGCUACAUCAGGGAGACGCCCCCCUCUCCCAGAACACACGCGACUGGAUUUCUGGUCAUUGAGCCCAACAGGAACGCCAGUCACUGGGUCAAGCACAGUCCCUGCGAAUCUCGAGCCAUCGAAAACUCCCUGCUGGCUCACAUCAUUAAUGCACAGCGUGUACCAUCGACUGAGGAAUAUCUCGAGAACUUGGGGAAGAACCUUAACCUGCUGGUCCGACACCGAAACGAUUUUGAACUGACAAAAAAGGGAGUUUGAGACUGUAUGUGCUGCCCAUGCAGCUAGUAUUUUACACCUAAUUUUAGGGGGAUAGAAAGAGACAGAAUUAGCUACAAUAAGUAAAAGAAAAGAAAUCAGAUUCAAAAUUACAAUUGGGUUUAUUGUUUCAGCUGCCCAGAUGUCUAAAAUGUAUGUAGGUAGGUAUAAAUUAUGUUUUACACUUUCAAAUGGAAUUCUGUAUGAGCCAAUUUUACCUCACUAUGCUGUAGUAUUUGAAAAAAAAAAAACCUUAACCCUAUAAUUAACAAAAAAAUUUUUAAAAAAAUUGACCAAAAAAAAGUUAAACAUCUUCACUUUUGGGGGAGGAAGGGUGGGUGUCUAUUGUAAUAUACAUCACUUUUUUGAAACAUUAUCCUGAAAAUGGCUCAGAAUAGAUCAACCAGGACUGCAGCCAAGUAAAAACUGUACAAAUGACAACAUGUAUUGGUGGAAUUAAAAAAAAAAAAGAA